AUGUCAGACCUUGAAUUGGGCAGGGAGUUAGGACAUGGGGAAGCGGGGUGCGUUCUGCAAGCUAGACACAAGCCAACUAAUCGGCUAUUUGCUCUCAAGCGUGUGAACAUCUGUGAACAGUCAACAAGACAUCAAGUUAUGCGUGAAUUACAGGCCUAUCGCGAAUGUGGGAGUAUGCCACAGAUCGUGGGUCUGUUUGAUGUCUUCUACGUGGAACAACGAGUUUACAUGGUUCUGGAACUGAUGACAUGGGGUUCAUUAGAAGUGCUAAUUCACUCUCAUAAUGUUAAGGUCAAACAGAAAGGCACUGGCAAGUACGAAAAGAUGCAGGAGAGUUUAUUGAGUUCAAUUGCCUUCUCUGUCCUAAAGGCCCUGCGAUUCCUUCAUGAUGACCACAAGAUGGUUCACAGAGAUCUCAAACCCGGCAAUGUGUUGCUAAGCAUGGAUGGUGGUGUGAAACUCAGCGAUUUUGGAGUGAGCAUACGAGAUGCGGACACUGACUGUGUUGCUGGGACUGUCGGGUACAUGAGCCCUGAAAGGCUGGACGGACAAGUAUGCUCCGACAAGGGUGAUAUAUGGGCAUUGGGGAUUAUGAUUUUGGAAUGUGCGAAGGGCGUUCAUCCGUUUGUGACUGGAGAUUAUGCCCCGAGGAGUCAAGCAGACUUAUGGGCAAUGGUAGUGCAGAAGGAGCCGCCAUCAGCCAAAGGGUUGGGAUACACAGAGGCCUUCGAACAUUUCAUAGACUCGUGUCUGGUCAAACUCGAGCAAUGUCGACCGUCUGCUUCAGCCCUCUUG
Guillardia theta CCMP2712 is the source of this 795-nucleotide messenger RNA. RefSeq lists its product as hypothetical. Gene Ontology annotation, molecular function: MAP kinase kinase activity; ATP binding. The annotation marks the transcript as partial. The transcript has a single exon. Lineage: Eukaryota; Cryptophyceae; Pyrenomonadales; Geminigeraceae. The record is from RefSeq and is a predicted model, not a curated record. Gene Ontology annotation, biological process: protein phosphorylation; MAPK cascade.